GCCUCACACCUCUCAACCCAAUUCAGAGCGAAGAUCCGAUCGCAUUCGCAUUAAGCAACGCGCAACACUUCUCAGUUGCCACUCGCACACACCGCGCAGCAACCGACAAUGUCGCUCGUGAGGCGCAGCAACGUGUUCGACCCCUUCUCCCUCGACCUCUGGGACCCCUUCGACAACAUGUUCCGCUCCAUCGUCCCGUCGGCGUCCUCUGACACCGACACUGCCGCCUUCGCCAACGCCCGCAUGGACUGGAAGGAGACCCCCGAGGCGCACGUCUUCAAGGCAGACCUCCCCGGCGUGAAGAAGGAGGAGGUCAAGGUCGAGGUGGAGGAUGGCAACGUGCUCGUCAUCAGCGGCCAGCGCAGCAAGGAGAAGGAGGACAAGAACGACAAGUGGCACCGCGUGGAGCGCAGCAGCGGCCAGUUCAUGAGGCGGUUCCGCCUGCCGGAGAACGCCAAGGUGGACCAGGUGAAGGCCGGCCUGGAGAACGGCGUGCUCACGGUCACCGUGCCCAAGGCCGAGGUGAAGAAGCCCGAGGUGAAGGCCAUCGAGAUCUCUGGUUAAGCAUCCAUGGACGUGGGUUGAAACCUUGAAAACGGUGCGGUGCGAUGCGAUGCGCUGCUGUUAGUCUUUGUGCGUGCAUGGUCUGUUGUAUGAGCAAAUGUGUUGAGGUGUUUACUACGCUAUAUAUGUAUUUCCCAUGUUCUCUUCUUCCGUGAAUUGUCCUAUGUUUCCUUGAUAAAUAAAUAAAAUCGGUUUUCUUAUGUUCUGAG
Phragmites australis (common reed) is the source of this 773-nucleotide messenger RNA. RefSeq names its product 16.9 kDa class I heat shock protein 1. The transcript has a single exon. The record is from RefSeq and is a predicted model, not a curated record. Gene Ontology annotation, biological process: protein folding; response to heat; response to hydrogen peroxide. Lineage: Eukaryota; Viridiplantae; Streptophyta; Magnoliopsida; Poales; Poaceae. The coding region runs from base 109 to 564 and encodes 151 amino acids.